Molecule: messenger RNA, 702 nt
Organism: Hyaloscypha bicolor E
Lineage: Eukaryota; Fungi; Ascomycota; Leotiomycetes; Helotiales; Hyaloscyphaceae
Exons: 1
Coding region: 1-702 (233 amino acids)
Source: RefSeq, a predicted model, not a curated record
AUGGCUCCUCUUAGACAGUUCUUACUUCUCUUUCUUAUCGGAUUUGCCUCUACUUCAACCCUACCCCGUCACGAGAUCCGUGCCGAAUCCGACAAGUCGUUGCGCAUCUCCGCACGGGAUGAUGUUGGAACUAUAGCGGUCCGCUCUACGCUUCAAAGCACCUCUGUCGACAACAAAGGACUUGGCGUUGUCGUGCGCACUGAGCCUGACCUCGUGGAAAGGGACCCUACUCCAUCUGCGUUAUUACUCCGCGACGACAGCGAUCUUAACGCCCGCGGCACAAAAAGGCAGUCUGGCCUCACUUCGCCAUCUAAUCGUCGGAAACUCCUCGUGGGCCUAGGGUCUAAUAUUCUUACUUCCGCCUUCUGGACGCUGGAAUUCCAUGUAACAAAGACAGCCCAGUCCGUCUCCUCCUUUGUUAUGGACGAAUGGUAUUGCCCUGAUCUCUCGGACUCAUGGGUGGUUACUUCACUUGAGGCGGACACUUCCGGAACCCCUUACCUGGUUAAUGGCAAUACGGACUUCACACUUUCGGGAUAUACAGGCACGGCCGAAAUCGUUGUCAAGUUUACUGCUUCGGUCUGGGGAUCGGCAUCAUCGUGUUAUAUCGUCGGAAUGGUCACCGACCCGACUUGCACCCUUGCCGGAGCAUAUGUGCCUGUCACGAGUUGGUCCUUUAACGACGUCAGUGCUACAGACUAG